AUGCCGUCUACAAUCCUUGACGAUGCCGGGCGGCUUCGCCAGCGUUGGACGCAGCUGGUUACUGAUGUCACGCCGUCGUACCUCCCCUCUGGCCUUUCUUCCAAGCGAGAGUCCCGCUCGCCGCUUGGGCAACUGGACGUGAGCCUUCAGCUCUCCUUGAUCCAAGCGUGCUGCCAGCAGUACGAUCUUUCCCCCUUAGGCCUCGUCCAGGCUGCCUGGGCUGCUGUCCUUCGUUCAUACUCGGGCUCCGACGAUGUCAUGUUUGCUACGGUUGGGCUGGAACGCCCGAGUCCGAAGCAACAAUGGACCAACGCGUCCAUCUCUAGAGCGCGCCUCGACGCAGGUAGCUCUGUACUCUCUUCCAAGGAGCACACGCGGCAGGAGGGCCUUCUUGAUUGCGAAGCUAUGCUCUCCGUGUCGGAGGCUUUGCAAGUCUUCUCCGUGCUGGAUCCCAAGCCUUGCAAUUCAGCCAUCUGGAUCAAGGAGCCUUUGUUGAAGAGUGAAGUCCCUGAGACAGAAAUUUGCAGUGAACAGACAUUUGAUUAUGUUCUACGAGUCGACCCUUCGCUAUCGACGCUGGGCUUAAUAUACCGCAAGUCGGCGGUCUCGCGUGCCCAGGCCGAAUACAUUGCUAGUACAUUCUCCGACGUCCUCCAAAGGGUGUGCGUCGAUCCCUACCAGAACAUGUCCAAACUCUGUGCUCCCAGUGAUCUGGACACUCUGCAGAUUGAGGCCUGGAACCGGAUAACACCCAAGGGGACCCAGGUCUGCGUCGAUCGAUUGAUCGAAGAGCGAGCACGCGUUACCCCCGAAUCGCCCGCCCUGCAGUCGUGGGAUGGGUCGAUGACAUACGCCGAGUUCAACGCUGCUGCCGGCAAGAUGGCUCGGUAUCUCGAGUCCGUCGGCGUUCAGCGCGGACAGCAGGUGCCCAUCUGCUUCGACAAGUCCCUAUGGACUAUCGUCACGAUGAUCGGUCUGUGGAAGCUAGGAGCUGCUUGGGUUCCCCUCGAUCCCCGACACCCUCGUCAGCGCAUUGAAACGAUUGUUUCGUCCGUCGAGGCCCGAACAGUCAUUGCCUCGGUCUCCAACCACGAGCUUCUCGACGGCAUUGUCCCUCAACUCAUUGUACUUGAUACCCCUCUCUUAAACCAGAUCGAGUCGGCCAGCGACGGUGCAUUUGAGUCGCGAUCAGAGCCUACCGAUGUUUCCUUUGUUAUGUUUACUUCCGGCAGCACUGGCAAGCCCAAGGGCGUUGUCCACGAGCACGCCUCCGUGGCCUCCAGUGCCCUACAGCAUGCCUCCGCCAUGAACGUGUCUAAUACCACCCGCGCCCUGCAGUUCGGCGCUUAUACAUUCAUUAUCAGUACCUUUGAAAUCUUUACUACUUUAAUCUUUGGCGGAUGCCUGUGCAUCCCGUCCGACCAUGACCGUCACACGGAUAUCCGACCCGUCAUCCGGUCGUUUAAUGUCAACUGGGCCAUCUUCACCCCCAGCUUUGCUCGGUCGUUGAACCACGAAGACGUUCCGACUCUCAAAACACUCAUUGUCGCCGGUGAGGCCGUCGCGCAGGAUAUCAUCGAUCGCUGGGCUGCUGUCGCCAAACUCAUCAACAUCUACGGCUCCAGCGAGUGUUCCGUCUGCAUGAUCGGUCCCAUGGUGACGGACACGCCGCGCAGCUGCAUCGGCCGGGCCACCGGUGCUUUGUCGUGGCUCGUCGACCCUAACGACCACGACCGUCUGGUGCCCAUCGGCUCCGUCGGUGAGCUGAUCAUCGAAGGUCCGACCCUGGCUCGUGGCUACCUGGCGGACCCCGAGCGCACGCAGUCCGUGUACAUCGAGAACCCUCAGUGGGCCUCCCAGGAGGGCGUCACCCGCCGAUUCUACAAGACCGGUGAUCUGGCCCGGUACGGCGACGACGGCCGCGUGCAUCUCAUCGGCCGGAAGGACCUUCAGGUUAAGAUCCGUGGCCAGCGUGUCGAGCUGACCGAGAUCGAAGCCCACAUGCGUGCCAUCAACAACCAGGUCAAGACCGCCGUCGCUAUGGUGCACCCGGGUGGCAAGGCUAUGCUGGUGGCUUUCAUCUCCAGCCAGAGUGGAUUCGGUCCUGAGUUCGCCCAUCCGUUCCACGCUGCUCCUGCCGACAAGCCGCCCAUCCUGUCUUUGGCCGCUCAGAUGAACCAGGAGCUCGUCCAGCGCCUGCCCCCUUACAUGAUUCCGUCGGCGUUCCUUCCUCUCGCAUACAUGCCGCUGACGGCGUCCGGUAAGACGGACCGUCGUGUCAUUUCCACCUUCGCCUCCGGUCUGUCUCUGGCCGAGCUGGCUGCUGUUGCUGGCGCGAGUGACGGCGCCUCGCGUCGCAUGCCUACCACCACGGCCGAGAUGCGUCUCCAGUCAAUGUGGGCUGAUAUCCUGCACUGCCCGCCCGAGGAGAUCGGUGCCGAGGACAACUUCUUCCACCUGGGUGGUGACUCCAUCGAGGCCAUGAACCUCACCCGGCGCUGCCGUGCCGAGGGCUUCCAGCUGCAGGUGGGCGACAUCCUCGGAAACCUCGUGCUUAGCGACAUGGCCAAGGUCAUGGUUCCUGCUCGCUCGCCGGAGCUCGUCUCUGCGCAACCGUUCGAGUUGCUCGGUGGUGAUGCUGGCGUGGUUCGCUCGAACAUCCUUGCCUCUACCGGAUUCGAGGACGCCGAAGUCAUCCAGGACGCCUAUCCCUGCAGUCCGCUGCAGACCGGUCUUAUGGCCUUGUCCACUAAGAUCUCUGGCUCGUACAUCGCCAGACACACCCUGGAGCUGCCUCCCAGCUUGAGCGUCAACCGAUUCAAGGAGCUGUGGGAGCUGAUCGUCGGCAACAACGAUGUCCUGCGCACUACCAUGGUCGAGACCGACCAGUACGGCACCAUUCAGGUCGUCAACCGCGCCCGCAUCCAGUGGAAGCACGAUUCCGACCUGGAGAACUACAUCCAGACGGACGAGAAGAUCCCCAUGCAGAUGGGCGACGCCCUCACGCGUCAUGCGGUCAUCUCUACUGAGAGCAAGUCCUUCUUCGUGCUGACUAUCCACCACGCCAUCUACGAUGGUCUGUCGCUGGAGAUGAUCUUCAACGACCUCGUGCAGGCCCUGCAAGGUACCGUGCCUCCCGCGCGUCCCCAGUUCCGGGACUUCAUCCAGCACGUUGCCGAGAAGAACGUGAGCAAGGAGACCGAGGAUUACUGGCGCUCGGAGCUGGCCGAGGGAGACGUGACGACCUUCCCCCUGUUGCCGUCCGCUACGUACCAGCCCGUUGCCAAUGAGACCCUGGUCCACACCCUCAAGGUCAACCGCAGCGGCCCGUCGGACUACACCACUGCCACUCUGAUCCGUGCCGCUUGGUCGUUGCUCCAGGCUCGCUACUGCGAUGCGCCUGACACCGUCUUCGGAUGCACCGUCAGUGGUCGCAACGCCCCCGUGCUGGGUGUGGAGGACAUGGUUGGUCCUGUCAUUGCCACGGUCCCCAUCCGCGCUCGCUUCGACGCCCAGACUCCCGUCGCCGAGUUCCUGCAGCAUGCGCAUACGCACUCCGUGAGGAUGACUCCCGCGCAGAACUUCGGUCUGCAGAACAUCGCCCGCCUGGGUGAGGGCGCCGCGGCUUCCUGCGGUUUCCAGACGCUGCUGGUCAUCCAGCCCGCCAGCUCUAUCCCCGAGGACAGCAUCAUCCAGCCGUUCUCUGCUCCUCGCGCUCGCUUCAGCACCGUCGCCCUGACUCUUGAGUGCAGCUUGGCCGCCGACGGCACCGUGCUUGUCCAUGUCCACUUCGACAACGGCGUGCUCUCCGAGACCCAGGUGGACCGCAUCGUGCGCCAGUUCGAGCACGUUCUGCACCAGCUGGCCUCCGAGCCCGUUGGUAGCAUCGGCGAUCUGGAGAUGAUCAGUCCUCAGGACAAGGAGGACUUGCUGCGCUGGAACCGGGAAAUCCCUAGCAUGACCGAUGACUGCGUGCACAACCUCAUCGCCCAGAACACCAUCAAGCACCCUGACGCGCCCGCCAUCUGCGCCUGGGACGGCGAGAUGACCUACGCCGAGCUGGAGAGCAUCUCAUCUAAGCUCGCAGCUCAUCUGAUCAACGCCGGCGUGGGUCCCGAGGUCUUUGUGCCGAUCUGCUUCGAGAAGUCCCUGUGGACUAUUGUUGCCAUGCUGGGAACUAUGAAGGCCGGUGGUGCAUUCGUGCCCAUGGACGCCUCCCAGCCCACCAGCCGUAUGCAGCUGGUCGUCAAAGAGGUCAACGCUAAGGUCAUGCUCUGCUCCGAGGAGCAGCUCGCCCGCUGCCCGGGUGUCGUGGAGAAGGCUAUCGCUGUGGGACCUGGCAUGGCUCAGGCCGCUACUCCCAAGACCAUCACCACCCCUGUGGCGCCGCACAACUCGGCCUACGUGAUCUUCACGUCCGGCAGUACCGGAACACCCAAGGGAUCGGUCGUCGAGCACCGUGCAUUCUGUACCGGUGCCAUAUCGCACAAGGAGGGUCUCCAGAUGGGUCGUCGUGUCCUGCAGUUUGCUUCAUACACCUUCGACGCUAGUGUCUUGGAGAUCUUGUCUACUCUGGUCCAGGGUAGCUGCAUUUGUGUGCCCUCCGAGAACGAGCGCCGCGGUAACAUCGCCGAGGCGAUCACCCGCAUGAACGUCGACUGGGCGGUCUUGACGCCCUCGUUCGUCAACACGAUCGACCCUACCACCGUGCCGACUCUCGAGACGCUCUGUCUGGCCGGAGAGGCCAUGACGGCCGCGCACGUCGCCGCCUGGACGCCUCACGUCCGGCUGGUCAACGGUUACGGACCCAGUGAGUGCUGCGUCUGCAGUUCCUCCAACCGCCAGGUCCUCCCCGGCACUCUGCCCAACAACAUCGGUACCUCCGUCGGAGGCGCCUGCUGGGUGGCUGAUCGUGACAACCACAACAAGCUGUCUCCCAUUGGCUGUGUCGGCGAGCUCCUCGUCGAGGGAUACACUCUGGCCCGCCACUACCUGAACAACACGGAGAAGACCGAUGCGGCGUUCAUCCCGCGGCCCUCGUGGCUCCCGUGGUCCCGCUGCGACCGUCUCUACAAGACCGGUGACCUGGUCAAGUAUGGCUCCGACGGAUCCCUCCUCUUCAUCGGCCGAAAGGACACGCAGGUCAAGAUCCGCGGCCAGCGUGUCGAGCUCGGCGAGAUCGAGUACCAUCUCUGUCUGCCCUCGGAGGUGACGCAGUCCGUCGUCGCCUACCCCAAGAAGGGGCUGUAUGCCAACAAGCUUAUCGCCAUCCUGGAGCUCUCCGCCACGCUCGGCGCCGACAUGAAGCAGGUGUCUAGCAGCCGUCUCCAGCGCACCGGGUUCGACAUGAACGCCCUCUCCAAAUACAUGUCCGAGACGCUGCCCGUACACAUGGUCCCCGUGAUCUGGAUCGUCGUCGAGAAGAUCCCCAGCUCCUCGUCCACCAAGAUCGACCGUAAGACCGUGGACAACUGGCUCCACGCGCUGCCCUCGGACUUCGAGCCCGCCAUGGGCAUCAAGCGCGAGCCCGCCGCCGUCGCCACCGACACGCUCCGCCCCGACGAGGACAAGGCGCUCGCUAUCAGCGGCAAGAUCUCUAACCUGGUCAACCGCGACGACACCCCGCUGCAGGGCCGCGACUUCAACAUCUCAUCCAUGGGCAUCGACUCGGUCCAGGUCAUCAGCUUGGCAAGUUACAUCAAGCAGGCCUACGGCGUCAAGGUGGACGUGUCGCGCAUCCUGGACGGCGAGAUGACCGUUCGCUCCCUUGUGCAGCUUAUCGAGGCCGAGCUCGCUGGCACCGUCAAGCAGGAAGCUCCCACGUUCGACGCGAUGCAGGAAGCCUCAGCGCUCCUCAAGAACAUCGUCAAGGACACAUCCGUCCGGAAGACCGUCUUCGUCACCGGUGUGACGGGCUUCCUGGGCACCCAGAUCCUGCGCCAGCUCUGCGACCGCCCCGACGUGGGUCGCGUCAUCGCGCACGUCCGCGCCAGCACCCCCUCCGAGGCGUUCAUCCGCGUCAAGGAAUCCGCCGUCCGCGCCCAGUGGUGGUCCGACUACUACCUGGGCAAGCUGGACGUGUGGGCAGGUAACCUGGCGAAGCCGCGUCUGGGUCUCAAGGCGAAGCAGUGGGCGUCGCUGACGGGUGAAUCGCCCAACGACGGCCUGGUGCACUCGAUUAUCCACGCGGGAGCCGCGGUGAACUGGAACGCCGGCACUGCCGUGCUGCGCGCUGCCAACGUCAACUCCACCGCGGAGCUCAUCAAGGCCUCCAUGGUCUCCCCGGCCAAGCCGCGCCUGGUGUACGUCUCCGGCGGACACCGCUGGCACGUCGGCGAGAACGACGCGGACAUCGCGCGCGAGGUGGCGCACGCCAACGGCUACGCGCAGACCAAGUACCUCUCCGAGCUGCUCGUCAAGCAGUUCGCGGCGAUGCACCCGGACCAGUUCGCGAUCAUCAAGCCGGGUCUGAUCCUCGGCACGCCGGAAGAGGGUGUGGCAAACACCGACGACUUCAUCUGGCGACUGGCAUCCGGCGUGGUGGACGCGCGCGCGCACAGCCUCGACUACGGCGACGGGUGGAUGUUCGUGACCAGCAGCACGCGAGUGGCGGAAGAGACGGUCUUCCAAGCGUUCUGCCCCGCCGAGGCCAUCAAGACGGUGACCUACAUGACGGACGGCAUCACGGAGCGCGAGUUCUGGGAGAUCUUCUCGCGGGAACUCAAGUACCCGCUGAAGGUGGUCGACCACGCCACCUGGAUGGACAUCAUGCACCAGUCCAUCCAGAAGGACGGCAACAACCACCCGCUGUGGCCGGUUGCGCAGGUCUUCGACGCCAUUCAGGGCCGACUGGGCGGUGACAUGAUGACCGACGCUAGUGCCGUGUCGCCCUCGCAGAAGCAGCACGUCAAGGCGACGAUCCGGCGCAACGUGCAGUUCCUCGUUGAGGCGGGCUUCAUCGCCAGCCCGACGGGUAAGAAGAUGAAGUAUGUGGCUGAAAAGGUGUUCCAGCGGUCUGGUAAUGUGUGGGAGAAUGUGAAGACGAGGUUGGGUUCCUUCUAG
Molecule: messenger RNA, 7062 nt
Organism: Aspergillus steynii IBT 23096
Lineage: Eukaryota; Fungi; Ascomycota; Eurotiomycetes; Eurotiales; Aspergillaceae
Product: amino acid adenylation
Exons: 2
Coding region: 1-7062 (2353 amino acids)
Biological process (GO): amino acid activation for nonribosomal peptide biosynthetic process; secondary metabolite biosynthetic process
Cellular component (GO): cytoplasm
Molecular function (GO): catalytic activity; phosphopantetheine binding
Source: RefSeq, a predicted model, not a curated record